Molecule: messenger RNA, 1264 nt
Organism: Paramacrobiotus metropolitanus
Lineage: Eukaryota; Metazoa; Tardigrada; Eutardigrada; Parachela; Macrobiotidae
Product: platelet-activating factor acetylhydrolase IB subunit alpha2-like
Exons: 6
Coding region: 168-896 (242 amino acids)
Source: RefSeq, a predicted model, not a curated record
CUUAGCCGCUUAUGUUUGUUUUUUGACUUUUUUAGUACUGUCUGUCUGUUCCUGUUCAAAACAGUGCACUUAAAAUCUAAUUUCCUUUACUUAAAUUUGAGAGUGCUCCUCUGAUUCCGUGGCUUCCUCGAGUAAGUGUGAGAUGGGUUUUAACUUUUAACGACGGCAUGGCCCAAGCGGAUUUUUCCGCCGGUUGCCAUUCUACAACUAACCCCGUUCCAGUGGAGGACAUCGCGCAUGACGGACGGUGGUUAAGUCAACAUAACAGAUUCCUCAAAGAGAGUCAGAUGAAAGCAGAGGAGACAAACGUGCUUUUUAUUGGCGACAGCAUUAUACAGCGGCUACAGGAUUCUGACAUUUGGAGAGAGUUACUCCACCCAUUGCAGGCAGUGAAUUUCGGAAUCGGUGGUGAUACAACACAGAAUCUUCUUUGGCGAAUAGCUGACGGUGUCGUCGACCAUCUCGAUCCAAAAGUAAUAGUAGUGCACAUCGGAACCAAUAAUUUUCUGAAUACCGCGGAUGAAGUACAAGAGGGAAUUUUGGAAGUGGUAAGACUUCUUCAUGAGAAGAAGCCGCGUGCAAGGAUAGUGCUAAUUGAAUUAUUUCCCCGUGGGGAAAAGCCAAACCAACAGCGCGAGAAGCAUAUUACCGUCAACAAGAUGUUGCAUCAGGCACUUAAGGAUCACCGUCAUGUCCGCGUCGUUGACCUGGAUCCCGGAUUCGUUGCGACGGAUGGGCUCAUCCACUUUCACGAUAUGCAUGAUUAUUUGCAUUUGACAAAUAAUGCUUAUAAGAAAGCAUUUGAGCCUCUCUACAGCAUUCUCGUAUCCCUAAUCGGUGAAGUGGAGUGGGAAUGGGAAAUACAGCGGCGAAACUCAGUUGAUCCACAUUCGUAAUAAUGAACGGUAAAUUAGCGAUUUUUUUAGGCUUCAGGGUGGAGUCAUAAUAAUCUUAAAUGCCAAUAUGGGCAGUUCUAAUUGUGUGACUGUGAUGGACUUAUUUCAGACUUUUCAGUCGUGUUGUUCUUGUUGUGAAUUAUUGGCUCUUGCAACGUGUUAUCUCUUAUUGUACACUGCAGUGCUGGCCUACCGGCGUCUUAUAGAUGCAAUAUUGUUUGUUAACCUGGUUUGUUUAGGGUUGAUUUAGAUUGUUUAAGUGUGAAAGUUCCUGUUUUGCAGCGCACAGAAAUCCUUUUCCGCCAUAUAGAUAAUACGACUAAUGAUGUAGUGAAAUGUCGUGACCCGUGUUCUGUGUAAUACGCGCA